UGAAGAAACCUCGAAGGGGUUAAAGUGGAAGGCUUAGUCAAACUUUGCUUCUGAGCUUCUCUUAUCUCCUCCCUCUGAGGCUCCCAGCCGCUAAGGCAAAGCAGAGCUGAUUCACUACCUUUCCCGCACUCUCCAAACUGUUGCCUGCAAAAGAGGAACUGGGGACUUAACUAUUCAGGCUGCUUCCAUUCAAGUGUUCCGGAUGGUACAUACACAUCCAAAGGGACAAUUCUCUUGGCUGUUCGGGGUUUACAAGGAGCAGGCAUCUGAAACUGCGCUCUGAAGCUAUAUUCCAGAGAUGUUCCUGAACAACUUGCCCGUCGGUGUAAGCUUCAAAAGGGAUCCUUAAAAGGCCAGCCCCAUUCAUCCCAUGAGCCACGAGAGAGGAAAAUAAAUCUGUUGAGGAGUUUGAAGAGUCACAUCUUCUGAGCCUAGACCUACUGCUGUCAGCAUCUCUGAGCCCUCCUCCAUCUGAGAAUUACCAGGUCUGACAACACUUUCCCUCCAGCCUACAGUGAGGGAUGUCAACAAAACUGUAGACAAGUUACAUUCUCUAGACUUCCAACCCUCAAGCUGUGGCAGUCGGGAAGACACCUUACAAGCUCCAUCCUUAUGGGGGAUUCAGAAAGACAAGAAGGGCAAAAACUCAGAUAUGCUGAGCUGGAAAUAUACAAAAGCUUUUAGAAAAUCUCCCCACAGAAGAAUCCAAUUAAAUUCACAUAAUUAAUGCACACAUUAGAUAAGCCAUAGAUAAAAUAGAAUGCUUUCUCCCUCCACCAAAAGAUAGAAAAAGUCUGAUUUAAUACUCAGACAUGCUUGUUCUCAUUCCAGUAUUAUAAAGCAGUUUUGCCAUAUUUAUUUUAAUCAGUAUAGGAGUAGGACUGUGGAAAAUAAAAUAUUUUAUUUGUAUUUUAAGAAAGUGGUUAAGAAGUUCUGAUAAAAAAAACUAUUUGGGAGAGGGAUGCUGUGCUGGAAAAUAGAGAUAGUGUGGCAACUGCCAAAUUAGAAUAUCAUUUUCUUGCUUAUGCAAUAUUGACUUGGCUCUGGUUGUGAUUGCUUUGAUUGUGUAUGAGAUUGUUAGAACACCUCCAGCAUAUUCAGAGACAGUCUAAGUGACUGUGGAAUGCCUCAAGGGCAAUAGAAAUCAACUAGAAAUAGGUACUAACUCAAGUCUUGAGUGAUGACGGAGGUGCAUUUCAAGUACCAUGGAAAUCUCACUGGACGGGCCCAUUUUCCCACCCUGGCAACAGAGGUUGACACUACUUCAGAUAAGUAUUCCAACCUGUAUAUGUAUGUGGGCUUAUUCCUGAGCCUCUUGGCCAUUCUCCUCAUCCUGCUCUUCACGAUGCUCCUUCGACUCAAACAUGUCAUCUCACCCAUCACCUCCGAGAGCACAGAAAGUGUUCCUCAAUUCACAGAUGUAGAGAUGCAGAGUCGGAUUCCUACUCCUUAAAGCCAGGAUGAAAGUGAGCUUUACUGGAUCUCAGUGAACCCUUGUAUGUUGAUGUCCAGGAAAGCUGACUUCAUUACAUGUAGCUUCCUGUGUAAGGAAUCAACAAGUUGUUCACUUAACAAGUUGUUCCUCCUUUCCUUGUGUUAUUCUUUAUCUUGACUCUGCUUAUGGGAUAUCUAAGAGGUCUGACUCCUUCCUUGCCAGGAAUAUAGGAAAUGGCAGCUGCUUAGGAAGGUAGGUUUCCAUGGUAGCCAAAGAGAGGCUGGGCCUUGAGCAACCCUCAGAUCACAGAAAUUCAUAUGCAGCUGUUGUUUAAAAAACAAACAAACACAACCCUGGAAACUCCAAGAAAAAGGAAAAUUUGCCUUUGAAAGGAUUGAUUGUUCAAAAAGGUUACCCCAAGAAAGGAACAAGUUUUAACUUAGCAGUUAGGCCCAAAAGAAUCACCUCUGGUUACAUGAACUUGACUCAUGUUGGAGGUUAAUGGAAGGGACCACAAACCCUUUCCCAAAAGAGCAGUGAUUUUAUCAACUAUGGCCAUCAGGUUUGUCCCAAAUGAAAGCAGAGUCUUUAAAGACACUGUUUCAAUUUUAAAAGCAAUUUUGCAAAAGUAAGUUUCUAGUGAACAAACUCAUCUAGAGAGGGAAAAUGUGCAUUUUAUAUCUGUGUUAUUACUAUUACUGGACUUUUAAAAACUCAGAUAGUGGUAGAUAUAUUACAAAAAUCUGGAACAAUGAGCUUCCCUCAAACCAAGGGAAAAUUAAGUCAAAAUAUGCUUAUGAUAAUGAACAUUAUAUGAUAUGUGCACCUUCUUUGCCCUUUUCUCCUUCCCCAUCACACUCCAUGAUUGAGUUGCACUCAAAUUUAAGCUUUGUUUAAAGAUGGCCUUGGCAAAGAAGACUCAACUGUGCUUUAAAGCAGAAAUGAAAUAGUCUUGGUAUUCUGUUGUUGAAUGAUUGUGGCUUUGGACAAAACACUCAAGCCUGGGGUAUCAGGUUUUUCUUUCUGAAAAAUGAUCUGAGAGCUAUUCAGUCAUCACUGGACUCCUCUUAGAUCUGAGUGUAAGAAAAA
Messenger RNA from Bubalus bubalis (water buffalo), 2524 nucleotides. RefSeq names its product serine rich and transmembrane domain containing 2 (gene SERTM2). Gene Ontology annotation, cellular component: intracellular membrane-bounded organelle. The transcript has 3 exons. Bases 1181 to 1453 code for a protein of 90 amino acids. The record is from RefSeq and is a predicted model, not a curated record. Lineage: Eukaryota; Metazoa; Chordata; Mammalia; Artiodactyla; Bovidae.